AUUGAACCCGAAUCUCAAAGCAUCGCUUGUCCUCUUCGAUCAAACCCCCGUCCUUCUUCCUUCCUUUCCGAAGUUCUCCUUCUCGUGAGAACCUCCUUCUUCAACGUUGCCGCCGAGCUCCAAUCCCAAACCCUAGCCAUGGCGAGGCGUUCCUUCCCAACCCUACGCCAUCUCCUCCGGGCCUCCCAAUCCUCUCCCAACCCUUCCCUAGGGCUAGGAUUUCCCGAAUCCCGCCGAUCCGUUACCUACAUGCCGCGCCCCGGCGACGGAGCCCCGAGAGCGGUGACUUUGAUUCCUGGCGAUGGGAUCGGCCCUCUGGUCACCGGCGCCGUGCAGCAGGUGAUGGAUGCGAUGCAUGCGCCUGUGUACUUUGAGACGUACGAGGUUCAUGGGGAUAUGACGAGUGUCCCGUCGGAGGUCAUUGAAUCGAUUCGGAGGAACAAGGUUUGCCUCAAGGGUGGCCUUGCGACGCCUGUUGGUGGUGGUGUGAGCUCUCUCAAUGUGCAAUUGAGGAAGGAGCUUGAUCUCUAUGCAUCGCUGGUUAAUUGCUUUAAUCUUCCUGGAUUGCCGACGAGGCAUGAGAACGUUGAUAUCGUUGUGAUCAGGGAGAACACGGAGGGUGAGUACUCGGGUUUGGAACAUGAGGUGGUUCCUGGCGUCGUCGAAAGUCUUAAGGUGAUAACAAAGUUCUGUUCAGAGCGCAUUGCAAAGUAUGCUUUUGAGUAUGCAUAUCUGAACAAUAGAAAGAAAGUAACGGCAGUGCAUAAGGCCAAUAUCAUGAAGCUUGCUGAUGGUCUCUUCCUAGAAUCUUGCCGUGAGGUUGCAACAAAAUACCCUGGAAUCAAGUACAAUGAGAUUAUUGUGGAUAACUGCUGCAUGCAGCUUGUUUCAAAACCAGAGCAAUUUGAUGUCAUGGUCACACCAAACCUCUAUGGUAAUCUGGUAGCAAACACAGCUGCAGGUAUCGCCGGAGGAACUGGUGUCAUGCCAGGAGGCAAUGUCGGGCAAGAUCACGCCAUAUUUGAGCAAGGAGCAUCAGCAGGAAAUGUAGGAAAUGAUAAAAUCGUGGAGCAGAAAAAGGCAAAUCCCGUUGCUUUGCUGUUGUCAUCUGCCAUGAUGCUCCGGCAUUUACAGUUCCCAUCAUUCGCUGACCGGUUAGAAACCGCCGUCAAGCGGGUGAUCCUAGAAGGCAAGUACCGGACCAAAGACUUGGGUGGAAGCAGCACCACCCAGGAAGUUACUGAUGCAGUGAUAGCUCAGCUGGAUUAGAAUUCUAAUCUUGAUUCGGCACUCUUUAUUUGGGGACCAAGAGGCCAAUUGGGUGUCUUAAGCUAUCUUCUUUUAUUGUGCCAUUUUUAUGGACUGAAUUGAGUGCAAAGAAGGUGAUUUCUUUCUGUUUUAAUUUUUGUUUCCUUUAUAGCAAUAAUUUACCAAUGUCAUCAAAUCUAGAGAAUUUGGACUUGAAUUUCUCUUCAGCUUGAUGUUCUAAUUACAAAAAUAAGCUGCAAUUGUACUGGUUCACAAUUAUUUUUCA
Molecule: messenger RNA, 1534 nt
Organism: Dioscorea cayenensis subsp. rotundata (Guinea yam)
Lineage: Eukaryota; Viridiplantae; Streptophyta; Magnoliopsida; Dioscoreales; Dioscoreaceae
Product: isocitrate dehydrogenase [NAD] regulatory subunit 1, mitochondrial
Exons: 4
Coding region: 139-1269 (376 amino acids)
Biological process (GO): tricarboxylic acid cycle; isocitrate metabolic process
Cellular component (GO): mitochondrion
Molecular function (GO): isocitrate dehydrogenase (NAD+) activity
Source: RefSeq, a predicted model, not a curated record